CCCUGUCAAAACAAAUGGCCGCACGGAGUCGGGCUCUCGCUCCAGGACAAUCGGAUUUCGAGGCUUGGAAUUUUGUCCCGGAGCAGAACGCGUUGUUGUCGAGUCAAUGUAACCAUGUGCUCGCACAUCAGGCGUGAGGCGGCCACUUGAGAUGGAGAGGGGCGGUGCUGUCGGUAAAGGCAAAGGCUACGAGGCCUCGGAGCGCUGCAACACCAGCCAUCCCGGCGAACUUCUGCUGGACGAAUACUUGAAAAACCAGGGUCUGUAUCGGAAAAGAAUUGCGAAGGAUGGAUCUUGUCUCUUCAGAGCUGUUUCUGAACAGGUUUUCCACACACAGUCUAAACACCUUGAAGUGAGAAGAGCUUGUGUUUCUUACCUGAGGAGGAACAGAGAUAAGUUUGAAGCGUUCAUCGAAGGAUCAUUUGAUGAAUAUUUAAAGCAUCUUGAAAAGCCGCAGGAAUGGGUUGGACAAGUGGAAAUCAGUGCUCUUUCACUCAUGUACAAACGAGAUUUUAUAAUUUACCAGGAACCAAAUAGACCUCCUGCUCAUGUAACUGAAAAUGGAUUCCCUGACACGAUCUUGUUGUGCUUUUCAAAUGGAAAUCAUUAUGACAGUGUCUACCCAGGGACAUUUGUGGAUGCUGCAGCCUUUUGCCAAUCCAUUCUGUAUGAAAUGCUUUACCAGAAUGUAUUCAAGGUUGAUGUUGCUGCAAUAAUGCCUGCAAUGCUGGAUGCAAACAGCGAAGUAAAUGAGGAACACCUCAAUGCCAGUGAAGAUUCCAAUUCUGAUACAGAAAUAGUAAUGUUUGGGGGCAAAACUGCUAAUGAGGGUGACAUGAAUGGAUUCAAGCUCCAGUCAUGUAAUAAAGCCCAGAAGAAACAGCAAAUGAAAAGUGAAAGCUCUGCUCACAUCACCUUUCCUAGAAAGGUCCUCCAAGCACUCAAUCCAAAUGUUUACAGAAAUAUUGAGUAUGAAGUUUGGCUGAAAUCAGAACAAGCUCAGCAGAAGAGAGAUUAUUCUAUUGCUGCUGGAAUGCAGUACACUGUUGGGGACAAAUGUAAGGUAUGCCUGGAUAAUGGUAAGUGCUACAAUGCACAUAUUCAGGCAGUCAAUCCUGAUAAUGGACCUGUUGUUGUCUACAUAGAACAGCUAGGAGAAAAACACAGUGUCCCUCUUCAGAACCUUAGGCCACUUACACAGGUGUCUCGGGGCGCAACCUGGAACAGAGUUCAAGGGAAAAGAACUAAGAAGCUAAUGAGCGUUAACUCUGAAGCUGACUUCAAGGGAGUGAAGAAUUCAAGCAACUUUGUAAAUAAACCAAGCCGAUUGCAGUCGAGCCUGCCGCCACGCCUGCAGCAAACAAUGGGAACCAGGCAGCAGAGCUCUACACAGCAGACCCCAGGUCAACAACCCAAGAAAUCAUCGACUGAGUAUGUAGGACGAGAUGAAGAUUUUCCACAACUCUCAAAAAAAUAUGAUCGAGGCUUGGAACCUGACUACACAAACGUAGAAUGUAAACAUUUUGCUCCUUCAGUAAAGGCUGAACUGGAGACCGAUGAGGUACAAGCACCACCCAAAAUGCACCUGAGAGUUGAGCAAUCCAUUCCAGUGCUCCAUAAUCCAUUGGAGAUGCCCGCUUACACUGCAACCCAAAGAAUGGAUCCUGUCCUUCAAUCAGAUCUGAGGAUGUCACAUCUUCCUUCCUCAGCAACAUCAUUGACUCCACCGGUGCUUUCAGUACAUCCACCUGAGUCAGUCACUUGUCAAUCAGCAGAGAGUUUGCCACAGACGGUCAUCCCACCUGUAUCUCUAUCACCUUCAGUGAUGUCCAGUCCAGCCGUGUCACAGGCUCAAGUGACCUCAGCAUUUAUUACUCCACUUUGUGCUCCUAUGCAUGGCGCUAAUCUGCCACCGAUGCCUGCACUUCAGAUUCCAAACUCCUAUGAUGAUCUUUUGUACCCUGGGUUUGCUGUGAAUGAAAAGGGAGAGUACCUCACCAGCGCACCUGUGUAUUCAUACAACAAAAAUGGAGCUGAUCUUCCGAAUGAUAAAAGCAUCCUACGCUUUUUCUACAACCUUGGUGUUAAGGCUUACAGUUUGCCAUUGUGGGCACCAUAUUCGUAUCUGUAUCCGUUGAACCAGGCUUAUUUGAAAAGUUGUGGGAUCUAUCCAAGGGGUCCUGCUCCGGUAUUUCACCCAAAUCCUUGGUUCCAUGUGACUGCUGGACUAAUGCAUAAUGAGAAUGUUACGAUCCCACCACACAUGUCCAAUCCUCCAGAGACCAAUGCUCCUGGUCAGUCAGUGCAAAGAGAUGUCAAUGAUGAUGGUGGCCAUGCACCACUACCACAGGCAACUACACCACUCCUGCCUCACAAAAAUGAAUCUGUCCUAGAGGCACCAACUCCUGAACAACUGCCUCAAAACUUUAAUCCGCUUUUCGCACGGUAUUUUCCUAACUUUAUUUCAGAUGGAACCCAGCAUUCUGGCUGGAGAGCACCUAUACCACAGGCAUUAUUUAGCCAGAAUACACAAAUGCACGCUUUUAGUUUUCAUCCGAUGUACAUGGCUCUACCGAAUCAUGUAUUUCCAUUGCAGGUAAAUAGUGGGAGCUCUGCUUGUCAAAAUGACCAGAAGGUUGGUGCACCAGAUGUGUGUGAACAGGUGUCAGGCAACUCUCAGAGUGAUGAAAUAGGAGAGAUGGGGAGACAGCCAGAAGUAUUCACCAGUGCUGGAGAGGGCAGGCUGUCGAAGGCUCAGCCUGGUAGUUUCAAAAAUUCUCAAUUAUCGGUAAAACCUGGUGGUGGAAUUGGAAACAAAUGCCCCUUUGGUGAGGAGCAAUCAACUGCUAAUCCUCAUGAAGGAUGUGCAAAGCAGCACUCUUCCCUUAGAAAGGAGAAAGAAUCAUUACUGAUAGAUAAGCUAAAUCCAGCAUCUGGCACUGGGCUUGCUGGUGUGGAUGCAGCGUAUAUCGAGCCCCAAAAGCUUGCAGGAGUUGAUGCAAGUCAUUCAGAAUUUGCUAGCCAGCCCUUUGAAGCAAAAUCCAGAAGUGAUUUAAUUUUGCAGUGUGUUGGUGAAUCAAAAGUUGAUACCAUGGCACAUGCUGUAGAAGUCACCUUCAUGGAUCAGACCUCUGAGAAUAAUUACAAAAUGUCUGCCAUAUUAAGCAACAGCAAACCUGUGCAGUUUUAUGGUCAGACUUUGGGAAAGGAGAGACACUACAUAAAGGAAGAUAGUUCUUCAGAAAGGACUGUAUAUCGACGUUCCCCCUAUGUCCGUAAGAAGGGAGAAAGAGAAAUCAGCAGGAAAAAAUGGCAAGGGAAACCUUUGUCAUCAAAAAGCCCAUGUUGCCUAUCUGACAGCCAUGUUGACAGUAGGGGCACAGCAGCUGACACAAAAAGAGCGAGCAAGUCACCAACUAAAGACAGCAGUGUUCAGGGUGUAAACAGUGUUGCACAGGUUUCUGAAACGCCUGUAGGUCUUGGUGCUGACAGGCAUGAAAGCAAAAAUGAAAAUAUACAGGAAAAGGUGAAAAACCAAAGGUUUUGUAUGAGUCAGAAUAGACUGGAUGAAGAACCUGGUCCUGGCAACAGGAGAGAUCAUGAUGCAAAAGAAUUUCAGAAUCGGGUAGUUGUGGAAAAUGCCAGUGGAGUGUUGUGUGAAGGGAAACGCAAUAGUUUUAAAAAACAGAGAUAUAGAGAGGGUGGGAAACCUAAUCCUGGUGCAAGAAAAUGGUAACUGAGCAAAUUGUAGUAAACAUUGACACUGGGAGAACUAGAAAUAGAACCAGUACAUUUAAACAUAUGUUACAGCUAUUUUUACAAGAAUUUAAACAUUGUUGCCCCCUUUUAUGCAACAAUCAUAGAAUUGAUAGAAUCUUACAGCACAGAAAGAGACCUUUUGGCUCAUUGUACCUCUGCUCUUUGAAAGAGCUAUCCAUUUAGUGCUGUACCAUGCCUUUUCCUCAUAACUCUGUAAGUUAGUCCUCUUCAGGUAUAUGUCCAAUUACCUUUUUGAAAGCUCCUGUGGAAUCCGCUUUCAUCAACCUUUCAGAUAUUAUGUUCUAGAUAUUAGCUUAUUGUAUGAAAAAAAAUCCCCUCCAAUUCUUUGCCAAUUAUUUUAAAUCUAUGAUCCCUGGUUACUGACCCACUUGCUGGAGAAAACAGUUUCUCCCUACUUCCGCUAUCAAACCCCCCUCAUAGUUUUGAAUACCUCUAUUAGGUCUCCCAUUAUUGGAGAGCAGCGACGAGUGAGGUCCCACUGGAAUCUAUGUUGAUGCUUCAACUAUUUACUUUAUUUAUUAAUAACUUAGUUUACACAAGAGGGCCAUAUAUCCGAGUUUACCGAUGAUAAACGUGAUUCAGUAGCUAAUAAUGAUGAAAGCAUAAAAUUACAAAGAGACAUUGAUAGUUUAUGCAAGAUGUUGAAAUGUGGUAGAUGGCUUAUAACCCAGUUAAAUGUGAAGUUAUCCAUUUUGGCCCAUAAAAGGGUAGAUCAGGAUAUUAUUUAAAAGGUGAAAAACUGGGAAUAGGUCCAAAGAAAUUAUUAGGGGUCCACACACACAUCACUAAAAUAUCAUCAAGUACAAAAAAUAAUCAGAGACUAAUGGAAUGUUAGAGGGCUAGAAUAUAAAGGGGAGGAAGAUUUAUUACAGCUGUACAAAGCGCUGGUUAGAUCAUAUUUAGAGGACGGCAUAUAAUUCUGGACAGUGCACCUUAGGAUAUAUUGGUUUUGGGAGGAGUGCAGCCAAGAUUCACCAGAAUGUUACCAGGGCUCCAAAGAUUAGAUGUAUGAGGAGAGAUUACAUUAACCUGUUAUGUGGUGCUUAACGUCUUGAACGUAGUGUGGAGGAUGGGCUGCUGAACUGGGGGAAAGAUUCGAGGUGUCUGGGGUGGGGGAGAGGUGGAUUGCAGGUCAGAGGCUUUAGUGGGGAUGUAGCAAGGGGACAGAGGCCUUGUGGUGGUGGGGGAGAUCAGAGCCUGGUGAUCAGGGGUACAAUUGUGGGCCUCGUGGAGACUUCUGGGGUGGCGGGGAAGGUCCAUGGAAUUGGGUGGUGGGGGGUGUGGCCUGAUUGUGGAGGCUCUUGGAUUCAGAAGGUAGGCACUUACCUUCUGAAUCCAACUAGUCCUCACCAAAUUCGAGAAUGUAGCUGACAGCUUCAUUAACUUAUUUAAAGAUCCAGUCCACCUCAGGUCCCCGUUGGGAGGCCCUCUAUGGAGGUGUCCUCCCGCUUUCCAUCGGGGACCUCGAGUGGAAAGUGUUGCACGCAGCAGUCCCUUACAACCGAAGAAUGGGUAGGUUCGUGGACUCCCAGGAUACCUACCCUUUUUGUGGUCUUGUGGAGUCCGUGGACCAUGCUUAUAUAGGGUGUGGUAAGCUGCACUCCCUUUUCAGUUAUUUAAAAAACCUCUUUGGAGCAGGUUAGCUGAUUAUCUAAUUUCUGACCUCAGGUUGGUGGUGGGUUUGGGCUGGGAGAUAGGUUUUUUUUAGAUAUGUACCCUCUCUCGCCCAAUUGCCCUAGACAUACCCUUUUUAGGUUAAAAUUCAGUCUGAUUUUCCUUUAACAAAUCUCUGCUGCUUGCCCCAUGCUUCUCCAAAUAAGAAUUAUUUUUGCCCUGGGCAGUUUCUAGUAUCCCCACCACUAGUGUUUGGCUGUAAUUCCCAGGUUUAUUCCUGUCCCUUUUUUAGAGCAGGUGUCUAACAUACGUAAUCCUCCAGUUCCGUGGCACAGAUCUAUUUAUAUCCUAUCCAAUAUCUCUACUCCCCCCCUCCUCUACUGCAACAUUAACUUCAUGCUCAUCGUUUGAGUACAGGUGCAAAGUAUUCAUUCAGUACUUCAGUCAUGUGCCACAAGAAUAUUUCCUUUUUUGUUCCUUAUUGGCCCUACCACCCCUUUAGCUAUGCUUUUCCUUUUUGCAUGUUGAUAAUACACUUUUGGGUUCCUCUUUAUGUCACCCACUAAUCUUUUAUCAUAUUCUCUUGUCCUUCUUCAUGUCCUUUAUCAAUACCCCCUGCACAGUCUGUAUUCUGCCUGGUUUUCAUUUGUAUUCUGUGCCUGACAUUCGUCAUAAACCUCUUUUCAGUUUCAUUUUAACCUCUUUUUCUUUUGCCCCAUCCCCUUGCUGGUUGUACUGAGCUACCUCUGCCUUUAAAGCCUGCGACUGCUUACUUAAUGUUUUCCUGGCUAAUCUUUGUUUCCAGCACAACACAUGUUACAUUAUCAGAGGUAUUACUAUUAAAUAGAUAGAAUUUCCUAAAUAAUGAUAUCAACAGGAAAAUAACUUGGUAGUUCAGUGUUAUCUGGAAAGAAAAACAGAUGAGGCAAAAACUCGGGCUGAUUUGAGAGUACAGGUAUCUCAUUGCAUUUUUUAAAGUAGAUCAAAAGACAUAAUAGGUAAAGGUUAUAGUGAGACCUGUAGGUGCCACAAUGAUGGAUCUCUUUCUUUAUCAUCCCAACAAUCUUUUGCAGGGUUGUUUUACAAGUCUGGAUAAAUACUUGAGGGAAGAAACAGUUGCAAGUCGUCAAAACUAAAAAUAUGAGAUUUGUCAUUUAAGUUAAUCUAGAAACCUUUUUCUUAUGUAUUAGAGGGCAGUGUCAUUUUAGAUGAUAUUAAGUCCACACUCUGUGUAAACCUGAAAGAACGUGAUACAGUUGAGAUACUGUAGGGCUUUAUUCAAAGACAGGAGGGUGGGAAAUGGGGAAUUAGGCCUGGGUAGUUUCCAUAUUUAAAUUAACAAUUUAGUUUAAUUCAGAUAUAAAUUAGUUGGCUUGUUUACAGAGCCGUUACAGGCAUCAUGGUCUGAAUGCCGUCGUUGUGUGCAGUAUGAUUCUGUGAUUCCAACUGUAUCUACACUUGCUCAGUCAAUAAUAGGUGCCAUACCUGUCCCAUGUAAUUGUAACUGUGGUUGUCUGGGAGCUCACCUAGUGCUCUGCACAAAAUUGAUUCCCUGAUCUAUCCCUUUAUUCCCUAUUUCCUACCGCCACACACACACACCCCCGCUCCUCCCCCACACAUACACACACCCCGUCACUCCAUUGAAGAAAACCUGUUUUUCAUGAAAUCCUGAAUUUCUGAAUUAAGUUCAAAUCCUUCCUUGAGUGACAACUUAAAGCUGAUAUGCAACAUCAUUCUUGUCCAGCUGCCACAGCUAUGAUAUUAAAUUGACUCUAAAAGUUGAAUCAAUUCUAAAAAUGAAUCCAGUGGCACCCAGAAAACUGAUCAAAUUCAGUACUGUUUGGCCAGGAAUAAACUUCACCUUGAUAGGAAGCCAAAGAAGAAUACUUCUCAAAAUUAUUUUUCAAAAUUAGAUAUUUAAGGGCACAAUUUAAUAAGGUGAUGUAGUGUUUGGAAAAUUUACACAAUGGAAUAACUUACAAUUAUUUUCACAUUAACAUGCAAAGUACAGCUACCCAUAAAAGGCAAAAUAUUCAGUUGUAAUCAAUUCUGUGGUCAGUUGUAGUAUUAGACAAUUUCAAAAUUACUUCUGGUCGUGGUAUUAACUUUCAUAAUUGCAGUGUACACAUUAGGGCUAGGCAUAGAUGUGACAAUCUGUUUAGGCAGUUGAUUUUCAUUAAGCUGUUAAUGUGAAGAAUGAUAAAGAUAAUUUAUUGUGGGAUUUAGAGUUCAGUCAUGUGACCAUUGACCAGUCAAAAUCUGGACCCAAGUUUGUUAUUGCUAAUAGCUUUUGACAUUCCAAAGUUUUGUCUGGCAAAAUAGUUAUAUGAUUAACAUAAAUUGGGAGAAAAUUCUUCUUUCACAUUAAUUUAGAAAUAGUUAACAUCUGAUAGCUGAAAAAAAUCAUAUAGAAUUGUCCUUUAAAAGAGAUUUGCACUGUGCACAACACACGGGGUUCAGGUGAUCUUUGUCUUGUGUCUGUUCUUUUGAAUCUAAGGUCUCAUUUUGAAUGACAACCUUGUUUCUUUUCUCCUGUUGAAAGCAACAAUCUUGAUUUCUGCACCUCAAAGUUAAUUUAGUGUGUUUUGUAUUUCUUUCUAAUAAUCAGUGAGGUUUUGUGAUAGCAGUUGUCAAAAUAGUUCUGUAAAACUUAUCCAACGUUUCACUUUUUGCUUGGUUGUCUCUGCCACUUUCCUUAAGUACUUUUGUGCCUUUGCAUUAGGCUGCAUAGACCUACCUCAGCUAACUUUGGUACUGGUUAGCUCAUGCUCAUUCUCUGGUUUAGUAUUUACAUUGAAUGUUGCAUUUUUCUCCAGUGACUAAUGCUCAUGAGGUAUGUUGAUCUGUAAGCAGUUUACAUAAUUUUAUCACUGCUCUGAUCUAACAGCCCAUGAUAAGUGCUUUUGUGCUGCAGUACUCCAAUCAAACUUGAAUAUAUACCUCCCAAAGUCUUACUGGCAGUUGCUUUAGUACUUUGAUUAUAUUCCUCUAUGCACAAAGCUUAAACGAAUGAGGAAAGAACAUUAGAAUAACUUUUUUUAUAGAUAUCUAAUCAAUUAGCAGUUCAACCUCCAUGUAUUAAACUUCUUAUCCUAGUCUUUGUUUCUCUUUCUGGUGUGUUGUUGCUCGGAACUCUUUUUGGUUUGUUUAAAGGCUGUUGUUUUACAAAUAAUAUCGAUGCUGCUGUUUCUGCUCAGAUCUAAAAGUGUUAGGAACAGAUCAUGUGUACAGUACAGUGGAGAGAAAUCAACUGAUCAAAGCAGCAGUGCAAUGAUUUAAAAGGGUAGAUCCAACAUUGAACUUGGAAGACAAUAUCUAUGUUAGUUAAAUUGAUCAUUUUGUGCAUAGCACAUGGAGCACCCGCUGUGUGUUCCUGUGAAGUACUCUUGCUGUUGAACCUCAAGCUUUUCAGAAACUGCAAAAACAUUUUUGUGUGACAUUUUAUUUAAGUGGGUGGUAAAUAUUUCAUCACAAUCCUGACUUGAGUUGUGUAGUUGAUGGGGAGACUUUGAGGUCUUGGGAGAUGAGCCAUUUGUCACAGAUUUCUCCACCUGUGUUGUUUUUGUAGCCACAGUGUGGAUACAGGUUCAGUGAAACCUUGGGCCACUGGAUUCCUGUAAUGGUGGUAGCAUUUAAGAUCUGGGAGAGAUAGUUGGGCUUCAUCAGCAAAAACAACAUUAUUAACUCAAAGAUAUAUUUGGCUAAUAAUGCAAGUGAAUAUUUUCAAAUUCAAACCAGAUUGUAAAGCAAACUUUUGCUGAUGAGCUGUUUCAAAUUACAGAGCCUUGAAUGUUAUGAUAAUCUGCUGCUCUAUUGUUGGCUGCAAUACCUUGCAUUGGUGGACUAAGCACACCUAUUUUUGCCCAGAGAUGGGCCUUAUUUGUUUUCUUUUGGCAUACAUGUAUAAACAAUUUGACUGCAGCUUUUUGACUUUGACUCCUGCCUGACCUGUAUACUUUCGUAAGAUACUAUGGAUUUCCAAAUUAUAACCAAAGAAGUCAAUAAAACAGAAAGAGGCCAUUAGAACUAUUGUAUCUGUAUCUUUGCUAUAGUGAACUGGAACUAUUCAACUACCCCAUACUCUUCCAUAGCUCUGCAUAAUCUUCCAAUAGAAAUUGCAAUACCUUUACUGGCUUGUAAUUUAAGUUCUCUAAUAUUCCUUAUCCAAGUGACUGUGCCUUGAUCCAGCCCAUUCUCAAUAUUUCAGCUUUAAAUUUAUAAAAAUUGCUCCCUUUGUGGCAUUUUUCAGUGUAGCUCAGAAUUUUUUUUUAAAAAUUACUAUUUGCAACAAUAACUUACUUAAAUAGCACCUUUACUAUAGUAAACAUCCCAAGGCACUUCACAGAGUAUAACUUGACACAGCCACAUAAGAUGAUAUUAGGGCAGAUGACCAAAAGCUUGGUCAAAGUGAUAGGUUUUAUGGAGCAUCUUGAAGGAGGAAAGAAGUAGGGAGGUGGAGAAGUUUAGGGAGGGAGUUCCAGGACUUAAGGCCUUGGCAUUUGAAGGCACAAUCCCCAGUAAUUGAGCAAUGAUAAUCAAGAGAUGCUCAAGAGACCAGAAUUGGAGGAGCACACGUAUCUCAGCAGGUUGUAGGGCUGGAGGAGAUUACAGAAAUAGAGAGGGGCAAAGCAUAAGAGGGAUUUGAAAAUAAGGGUGAGAAUUUCAAAACUGAGGUGUUGCUUAGAAGUCAAUAUAAGUGGGCACAUCACAAAUGUGGAUAUCAGUGUAUCCAGUUUACAAUGAAUGUUGGAACCUUUUUACAGAAUGGCGACUGAAAAAAUUGAAUUGUUAAUUUGCUAACUUUGUUACAUAUCUUUACAGGGAUUAUAUAUUGCACUGACACUUGUUAACAUGAUCAGGAAAACAUUAUUCACAAUAUAAUGGUAUUUGAGACUAUAGGUGUAUUUUAAUUAUGAUUAUGCAAUAAGACUUAUUACUGGAACAUUAGUGCCCAAAUUAGAUGUCUUAAAUCAUUUCGCACACAAUAGCACAUUUAAGUGGAAGAGUGUGUGUGUGUCUACAUUCAUGAUUUAUUUCUGUUUUGUUAGAGUUAUCAACGAAAACACUUGAAAAUAUAUUGUUGAGAGAUGCUUUGUAAUAGUAGCGAAGUUACUUGAGAUCAAUUAGUUCUUAUUUUAUAUUGGAUUGUUUGUUUACUUUUGAGGAUGUGGUGUUAAUUGCAUUGUGCCUGUUUUGCAUUGUACAUGUUUUACUGUGUAAUGCAUAAAGGGAUGCAACGUAACCUGAGCUAGACUGAACCUUAACGGGGUUUAUUUUAUUGUAAUGUAAACUUGAACUAUAUUUUGUAUCUUUUUCUAUUUUUCAAUGUGCAGUGCUCAUUAGUUGUGGAAAUACGCUUCAUUAUUUUGUACUUUUAUUUUGAAGUGCUUGUGAGCAAAACAUUAAAAACUGGUGCCUUGCAUAUCAAAUAAAAAAAGAACUGGUGUCUUGGA
Molecule: messenger RNA, 10847 nt
Organism: Carcharodon carcharias (great white shark)
Lineage: Eukaryota; Metazoa; Chordata; Chondrichthyes; Lamniformes; Lamnidae
Gene: otud4
Product: OTU deubiquitinase 4
Exons: 18
Coding region: 152-3736 (1194 amino acids)
Biological process (GO): regulation of protein K48-linked deubiquitination; negative regulation of toll-like receptor signaling pathway; protein deubiquitination
Molecular function (GO): K63-linked deubiquitinase activity; cysteine-type deubiquitinase activity
Source: RefSeq, a predicted model, not a curated record